GCAUGCCAUGCGAUUUAUAGCAGCGCGGGACCUGCAUCGAGGUACGGACAUGAUGCUAAUUACGACGGCCUAGCCUGUAAAUAUCCGCCGCCCUCCGCAGCGGCAUCCUCAGGUCUGGACCUCUGCUGCAUCUUUUCGCUUACCGUCCCUGCGCAUCACGCGCAUUGCCUACAUACGUGCCUGCUUGCCUGCUUGUAUUGUAUUCUCUGGGCCAGCUCUUGUUCCUCCAGGCGCUGGCUGCUGUUAUACAUGCACAAGCACCCCGGCCGGGGAAGAUCCAUGGUACCGCGCCACGCUUGAAACAUGGCAGACACCGUUAUCCCCAGAAUCAGCUCCUCCACACUCGACGGGCCCAUGACCAACAAGAAACUCGUCGCAAAGCUACGAAGUCCCACGUCGCCGCCCGCCCAGCUGUCGAGCGAUUCACAAAAUGGCCUCCUGGGCGAGGCAAUCGCUUUGGCUGAGACGCCCAUAGACCCGCUCUCGCAACAAAUCCUCCAGAGAACGAAUACAUCGCCUGCCGCCCAGAAGCUGCGCUCGCAGAAUACAGACGCCGUCUCAGCGAGCCAGGCACCGACUUCGCCAAAUGAAGUGGGCGGGGAGAACAAGGCUAGCGGGGAGACGCUUCGCGAUGCCGUGGGCACAAAGGCCGACAAGAAGAAAGUUUCCUUCCUGAGUCGGUUCAUGGGCAGCAAUAAAAGGAAGAGCACCGUCGAGGGUACAAGUGACAAUGGUUCCGAAACAGGCGACUUACGACAAGAGGGAAUGGAUGCCCAGCUCUACGUCGACAAUUACAGCUUCAGUCCCAAGAUCCCGCAGCCCCCGGCAUACAUCAAAGUAAGGGCCAAGUUCAAGAAAGACAAGGAGUUUGAUCGUCUUUUUCUCGCGCAAGAACUGCGCGCUGGCGCCGUCAAGAAGAGCCCGCCGGCUGCUGGGUCGAAUCCUGCACCGCAGUCUGGGUCCGCAGCAAUACAGAAUCCCAUCUGGGCCGUCGAGUUUAGUAAAGAUGGAAAGUAUCUUGCUGUCGGGGGGCAGGACAGGGUGAUUCGGGUCUGGACAGUGAUAGACAGUCCCCAGCGCCGUCAAGCACAUGAAGACAGCGAAAGCGAUCCGCAUGCGCAUGAUGGAGAGGGUAGCCGUCUUAGCGCGCCAGUCUUUCAACAGCAACCCAUUCGGGAGUAUCAUGGACACACGUCAACGAUCCUGGACUUGAGUUGGAGCAAGAACAACUUUCUUUUGUCCUCGUCCAUGGACAAGACAGUGCGCCUGUGGCAUAUCAGUCGAGAUGAGAAUCUCUGCACAUUCAAGCAUUCCGACUUUGUUCCGUCGAUACAGUUUCACCCCACGGAUGACCGCUUCUUUCUUGCAGGGUCUCUGGACGCUAGACUGCGCCUCUGGAGCAUCCCGGACAAGAGUGUGGCGUAUUCGACUACGCUCCCAGACAUGAUUACAUCGGUUGCUUUCACGCCUGACGGAAAGACGUCCAUAGCCGGCACGCUCGGUGGUCUUUGUCUCUUCUACGACACGGAUGGCUUGAAGUGGCAGGCGCAACUCCAUGUCAAGUCAACCAGAGGCCAAAAUGCAAAGGGAAGCAAGAUUACCGGAAUCAAAACGACGUAUUGGCCGCCGGGAAGCGAGGAUGGAGAGGUGAAGCUGCUGGUAUCCAGCAACGACUCGAGGCUGCGGGUAUACAACCUCAAAGACAAAACGCUCGAGAUGAAGUUUCGUGGACAUCAAAACAAUUGCAGCCAGAUUAGAGCAAUGUUUGCCGACAGCAGUGGACACAUUGUUUGUGGAAGCGAGGACCGUAAAACGUACAUUUGGUCAAUGUCUGCGAUAGAAGGCGAGAAGAGGGAUCAGCGGCCGGUGGAAAUGUUUGAAGCUCACAACUCAAUCACCACAUGCACUGUCAUUGCACCCAUGCAGACACGGCAACUGCUGAGCGCCUCGGAAGAUCCAAUCUUUGAUCUCUGCAAUCCGCCUCCGGUUACUCUGGUUUCAAAGGCGGAAUCCGUGGUAUCGUCGCGAGCACCUACGGAGGGAGGGUCAGUACAUCUGGCAGUUACGCCCAACGAGACACAUUUCAAGAAGGUGGUUGAGAGUCCGGCCUACAUUGCACGCUCGGCACAUCGCGCAGGCAACAUUAUCGUUACAGCAGACUAUACUGGGGCGCUCAAAGUGUUUCGACAAGAUUGCGCCUUCCACAAGCGCACAAAACUGAGUGAACAGUUGGAUACAAUGGCAGCGAAGCGAUUAUCAGGCAUCGGACGACCUAGCAGCGUGAUCUCGCGUAACAGUCGCACGCGGCGAGACAGUGUGUCGACUCAGCCGCCCAACGAUCGCAUCAUGACAUGGCGCCAAGACAUAUCCAACGGCAGCAUCCACUCAAGCAACUCUAUUUCUCAUCGCAGCGCUUCGCCACGGAAAUCGCUCGCCACACUGAGUUUGAAUUCGACGCCACAAUCCCAGUCCCACUCGCCCGUCCUACGUCCUACCCACCCGAGCGACACACCCGAUACCAGGCCUGGCGAUACACCCGAAACAUCAGUUUCCAUAGCCCGUAGUACUUCUCUACGAAGUGCAUCGCAAUCCGAGGCCUCUACUCCUAUCAAAGAGUCACUACACCAUGAAGAUGAUGAUGGUGAUGAUAACGUCCUUGGCAUCAACACCACUCCAGAUGGCAAUCAUCUCGACCACAAUCCGCUUGCAGUGUACAAUGGACAAAGCUGGUUGUUCUGGAAGAACAAUGUAAAGAAACCCAUGUCUACUUCGAAGAACAACAGUAACACAGAUUUGCUGGGGCGAAAUAGUUCGUCGAGUCAGGUCAGUAGGUUGACUGCAGAGCGAGACGACGGGUCGUUUGAGGACGGGCGGUGAUAUAGGUUGCGGUUGUAGGGAUUCAUGGAUGUUUUUAUUGGGUACUGUAAUGGGAACAACGAAGUGGAUGAUUGUCUACUUUUGCGUAUUGAAGUUCGGAAACAGCGCAGUGUCCUGCUCAACCAAACCAACAUUAGAACAAUA
Exserohilum turcica Et28A is the source of this 3021-nucleotide messenger RNA. RefSeq lists its product as uncharacterized. The transcript has 5 exons. Gene Ontology annotation, molecular function: protein binding. The record is from RefSeq and is a predicted model, not a curated record. The coding region runs from base 304 to 2877 and encodes 857 amino acids. NCBI's taxonomy places the organism in Eukaryota, Fungi, Ascomycota, Dothideomycetes, Pleosporales, Pleosporaceae.